This is a messenger RNA of Penicillium digitatum Pd1, 1884 nucleotides long. Its product is annotated as DNA cytosine methyltransferase. Gene Ontology annotation, molecular function: DNA binding; DNA (cytosine-5-)-methyltransferase activity. Gene Ontology annotation, cellular component: nucleus. The record is from RefSeq and is a predicted model, not a curated record. Lineage: Eukaryota; Fungi; Ascomycota; Eurotiomycetes; Eurotiales; Aspergillaceae. Gene Ontology annotation, biological process: negative regulation of gene expression via chromosomal CpG island methylation.
AUGGCUGUUGUCAGUGAUCGAUCCCGUAUCUCGGUGUCUCCCUUUGGAGACCCAAUUUCAGUCAGCACGGCGGAGUUCCGAGCAGUAACUCAUGAGCCAACAAUGGCUGACGACGACAUCGUCAUGUCGGACUCGUCGGCGAUCUUCAAUGAUUCACCCAUGCAGGAGGCCAGUCAUACCUCCUUCCGCCCCGCCGAGAACUUGCAGUCCGUGAUUGACCUGACAUGUGACGAUGAAAGCGAUCAAGCCAUGGAGGAAUUGACCUCUAACAUGGCAAAUGUUGCGGCUCCCUCCGCCAUCGCCCCCGGCGACGACUCAGCGAGUGACCGGUCUUCCUCCGGCCAUUCUUCUUUCGUCAGUAACCAGUCCGUCAGCUGCAGCCCAACGCCACAGACAGCGCAGCAAGGAAUAAAAAUUGGGGGUAUCGUUUUAAAAGCCGGAAUAUCCUUGGAGCUUGAUGAUGGCUCUUUCAUGCGUGUCGAGGAUGUGAUUCCUCAGCCUCAUGACCUACGGUUUUUCGGCCGGCGUCUUUACCGGACGACUCAUCCAGAAGCGAAGACGUAUUUGCCAAAACUCAAUGAUGAGUUGGUCUGGCUCACCCAGAACACAGACCACGUCAGCGUUAAGAAAGUCAGGCGGGUUGUGCCCAUUCGAUUCACCAACUAUCGCACGGACUUCAACCACCUCGCACCGGGAGAAGUCCUGACUUGCCGAUUGAAGCUCACCAUUCGCCAGAACGGAGUCGUCAUCAUUCCUGGUAAUGCACCUUUGAGUGCAGAGCAGUGUGCAAUUGAAUGGCUGACAUGUGCCGAAUCAGACCUAGGACUUGGCAAGCCUGCGAACCAGCUACGUGCCGAAUGGAGAGGCCAGACUGUGCCUUUCGGUGAGGCUAGGGCGUCUUCUAUGGCUAGAGAUCUUGAACGAGAGGGCGUCAUUGAUCUGACUACUCCUGAACGUGCAUACACCUUUGGUGAUGCUUACUGUGGUGCUGGUGGUGUGUCUUGCGGGGCCAAGCAGGCCGGCGUGAAGCUCCAAUGGGCCGUUGAUAUCGACAAGCAUGCCCUGGAAACCUACCAACUGAACUUUCAUGAGGUCGAGGUCGAGCAUUCCGACUUUUUCAGUUUUCUGACCAACGAUUCGAAAUUUUUGAGAGUUGACAUUGCACACUGCUCACCCCCUUGUCAAACCUGGUCACCAGCUCAUACUGUACCCUGCCCUCGCGAUGACGCCAACUCCGCGUGCGUAUUUUCGGCUGGCAGUCUGAUUCGAGAGUCACGCCCCCGGGUGUUGACUAUGGAGGAAACCAUGGGGUUGCCGCAGCGAUUUCCUGUUAUCUUCAACCGAGUUGUACUGGACAUGGUUGAAUUUGGAUAUUCUGUUCGCUGGUCAGUGUUGGGGUGUGACGAAUAUGGUGUGCCUCAGGAGCGGAAGAGGCUACUUCUCAUUGCUGCGGGACCCGGCGAAGUUCUGCCACAUUACGCCCAACCCACCCAUGGCGUGCCUGGUCACGGUCUACUUCCUCGAGAGACCAUUUCAUCCACCAUAGACAAUAUACCUCCUGAUGCUGACGAUCACAAUGUUGAAGGGGCACUGGCUCGGUGGGCUCUGAGCCACCGACCAUCGUUUAAUCGCCAUUCUCUAGCUAGGACCAUAACUUGCGGAGGCGGGGAAUAUAACUACCACCCCUCGGGCACCCGGCCCUAUACCAGUCGUGAGAUGGCCCUCUUGCAGACAUUUCCUCUAGACUUCCAAUUUACCGGGAGAUUCAUGCGCAAGCAAAUUGGGAAUGCCGUGCCCCCGCUUUUCGCCAAGGCUAUUUAUGGAGAGAUCGUCAAGUCUCUGCGUGAGACUGACACAGAGGAGGCCAUGGGAAUCCUCCACUGA